Molecule: messenger RNA, 5311 nt
Organism: Anas platyrhynchos (mallard)
Lineage: Eukaryota; Metazoa; Chordata; Aves; Anseriformes; Anatidae
Gene: CDH22
Product: cadherin 22
Biological process (GO): cell-cell adhesion mediated by cadherin; homophilic cell-cell adhesion; cell-cell junction assembly
Cellular component (GO): catenin complex; adherens junction; plasma membrane
Molecular function (GO): beta-catenin binding; cadherin binding; calcium ion binding
Source: RefSeq, a predicted model, not a curated record
AUGGCAAAGGGUCUGCAGGGCUUCUCGUGGACCAUGCUGCUGCUGCUCUGUGCUAUCCAGGAGCUGGGGUCCUGGGCUGUGCACACUGCAGCAGAGGGUCCUGGCCUGGGGCAGCCAGGGGACCCUGCGCUGCUGGUCAGUGGACGAGUGAAGCGUGGCUGGGUCUGGAACCAGUUCUUUGUGGUGGAGGAGUACACGGGCACGGAGCCACUGUACGUGGGGAAGAUCCAUUCAGACUCGGAUGAGGGGGACGGCUCCAUCAAGUACACCAUCUCCGGGGAGGGUGCCGGGACCAUCUUCCUCAUCGAUGAGAUCACAGGAGAUAUCCAUGCCACCGAGCGCCUGGACCGGGAGCAGAAAACCUUCUACACACUGCGGGCUCAGGCCCGUGACCGACAGACAGACCAGUUGCUGGAGCCAGAGUCCGAGUUCAUCAUCAAGGUGCAGGACAUCAACGACAGCGAGCCACGCUUCCUGGAGGGGCCCUACAUCGGCAGUGUGGCUGAGCUGUCCCCUGUUGGCACCUCUGUGAUGCAGGUGAUGGCAUCUGAUGCUGAUGACCCCACAUAUGGGAGCAGUGCCCGGGUAGUCUACAGUGUGCUGGAGGGCGAGCAACACUUUACUGUGGACAGUAAAACAGGUGUGAUCCGGACAGCUGUGGCUGACCUGGACCGUGAGACGCAGGACCGGUACGAGGUGGUGAUCCGUGCAACAGACAUGGCCGGACAGUUGGGUGGCCUGUCCGGAUCCACCACAGUCACCAUCGUGGUCACUGAUGUCAACGACAACCCACCACGCUUCCCUCAGAAGAUGUAUCAAUUCAGCAUCGUUGAAACUGCCCCUGUGGGCACCGCCAUCGGGAGGGUAAAGGCAGAGGACUCUGACGUCGGGGAGAACACAGAUAUGACGUAUCAGAUGAAGGAUGAAGAAGGAGUGGAGAUGUUCAAAGUUACCACAGACAGCAAUACCCAAGAGGCUGUUAUCACAGUACAGAAGCCUCUUGACUAUGAGUCAAAAAAAGUGCACACCGUCGUGGUGGAGGCCCUGAACAAGUUCGUGGACCCACGUUUUGUGGACCUGGGCACCUUCCGGGACCAAACCAUCGUGCGGGUGUCUGUGCUGGAUGUCGACGAGCCCCCUGAGUUCCGGCCCCCCUCCAAUCUGAUGGAGGUCCAGGAGGAUGCACAAGUUGGCUCUGUCGUGGGGGUGGUCACUGCCCUUGACCCUGAUACAGCGAACCACCCUGUCCGGUAUGCUAUCGACCGCAGCACAGACACAGAGAGGAUCUUUGACAUCGACGCCAACACAGGUGCCAUUGUGACAGGAAAGGUCCUGGACCGGGAGACAGCAGGGUGGCACAACAUCACUGUCCUCGCGAUGGAAGCAGAUAAUCAUUCACAGGUGUCAAGGGCCUCUCUGCGCAUCCGCAUCCUGGACGUGAAUGACAACCCACCUGAACUUGCCACCCCUUAUGAAGCUGCUGUGUGUGAGGAUGCCAAGCCAGGCCAGCUGAUCCAGACUAUUAGUGUUGUGGACCGCGAUGAGCCUCAGGGUGGCCAUCGGUUCUACUUCACGCUGCCACCUGAAGCCACCAACAGCCACCAUUUUUCUCUGCUGGAUAUUAAGGACAAUACGGCUGCGGUGCACACACAGAGAGUGGGCUUCAAUCGCCAAGAGCAAGAUGUGUACUUACUGCCCAUUUUGGUGGUGGACAGCGGCCCCCCACCCCUCAGCAGCACGGGAACCCUGACCAUCCGCAUCUGUGGCUGUGACAGCAACGGGGCCAUCCAGUCCUGCAAUAGCACGGCCUACGCCAUGUCAGCUACGCUGAGCCCAGGCGCCCUCAUCGCACUGCUGGUGUGUGUCCUCAUCCUCAUCGUGUUGGUCCUUCUGAUCCUCACGCUGAAGCGACACCACAAGAGCCACCUGACGUCCGAGGAUGACGAGGACAUGAGGGACAAUGUCAUCAAGUACAAUGACGAAGGAGGUGGUGAGCAGGACACGGAGGCCUACGACAUGUCUGCCCUGCGCAGCCUCUAUGACUUCAGUGAGAUCAAAGGCGGUGACGGGGGCGGGGGGCUGGGAGAGGGGGGCCCGAGUGGAAACCCAGCCUCCGAGCGCCAUGCCCUCCCGCAGUGGGUGCAGAGCCCGGACCUGGACUUCUCCGUGUUCAGAGACUACAUCUGCAGGAAGGUGGAGCAGGCGGAUGAGGACCUCUCUGUGCCACCCUACGACUCGUUCCAGACCUAUGCUUUUGAGGGCUCGGACUCCCCUGUGCUCUCCCUGAGCUCGAUAAACACCUGGUCCAGCAGCUCGGAGCAGGACUUCUCCUACCUGGGGGCCUGGGGGCCGCGUUUCCGGCAGCUGGCAGCGCUCUAUGCGGGGCGCCGUGGCGAGGAGGACAGCGAGGAGUCCUAGCCGUGCCAGCCAAAGCCCACGAGGCUCCGGGCACAUCCAGGGCCAGGGCUCUGGCCAUGGCAGGGUCCAAGCACGGGGGGCUGUGGGUGCUGGUGGUGGCUGCUGGGGGGGCUGUGCCGCAGGGGUGGGCCUGAGCUGGGUGCUUCCCGCAGCCACCUCCUGGUCCAGGCUGUGUUGCACCCACCCGGCCAGGCUGGCGUGCCCGUGUGAGCCGCUGGGGCCAUCGUAAUCUCCUUAAUGCUGAUCUCUGUUAAAGCACUGCGCAUUAAUUUAAGAAAGAGAAAAAUCUAAUUCAAGAGAGAUUGGAGGGGUUUCUCUCCCACAAAUUAUCAUUUAAAUAGAUCCGUUCAGUGAGUCCAGUUCAGGGUAGGAAGAGCAAACCGGGAGCCUUUUGUUGUCUAAAUUGUUUUUGUCACUUGAGUCAGAGCAUUUGAAGUGCUUUGAUUUCUUUAAGAACUUUCCUUGCAGAGGGAAAUAAGCUUUUAACUUCUGUUCUGCUUUUUCUGCUUACAUUUGCUCACUUUUUGGAGUCCUCCUUCCUUCUGCACAUGGGCUCCCAGGCAGUACCUGCACACUGCCACACUGGGGAUGCUCACGCCGGCUGCAGCUCCGUGGUCACACCCUGAACAGAGCGACUGCUGCCCAGGAGUUCACUUCAAAACACAUUUCUCUGCUAAGCUGCAGCUGCAGUGCGUCUCAGCUCUUAGACCUUUCCUGUAGUUAAAAGGCUGAUGACUCAAAGGGGCUUCCUCUUGCACACCCUGCGCACUGGGCACUGUCUGUGGCAUGCUGGUGUGCUCCAAGGCCCUGGUGAUGGACAGAGUCCUCCUGCCUGCUGCUGAGGUGUGGUGGCAUGGCUGGAGCCGGUUGCUGCAGGCUGAGCAGCAGCUCUGUGACACCUCAGUGCGCCCAGGUGCCCCUGCCCUGGCACCCUGCAAGAAACCUGCAAAACACCCGUGGGUGGCACAGCUUCCUUUGCAUGAGACCUCUGGUUUUAACAGGUAUGUCAGAAGGCGGCAGGUGGGAUUUGCCUUUGUUCCUUGGGCUUCCUCCUUACUAAAGGAAAGUGCUUCUUGGCCCUGCUGGUAUUGCAGCUCCUUAUCUGUUCCUGUUUAAAACAAUCAGUGAUGUAUUUGAUAGGUAACCGAUAAGGUUUCCCAAGGCCUGACACAUCCUGGGCUUUUCACUGGGUUUGUCCUUUUAGUUUAGCCACAGACGGUGUUUGCUAUCCUUGGAGAAGGCUUAAAUGUAAAUGUACAUGCGUGUUCAUUUUAUGCUGUUUUGCUUCCCGGCUGCUGGUGUUGGCCCUUUAGCCACAGGGUGAGUCCUGAUGGUGGAGAGAGGCCGGAUGCAUCUUUGCCAUGGCUCCUGCCCCUGGCUGCUCCUCCCCGCUGCCACCAUGCUUGGCUUUCUGCCGGGACCAGGAGCUGCUUGUGUCUCAGGGUCUCUCUGGUCCCUGCCAAAGAGGCUGCAGGCACCCACGCCCUGGUGUGCCACUGGUUCACUGUGAUGAUGCUGGAGAGGCAGCAGGGCCAAUGGAAGGUGAUGCCCUGGAUCCCAGAGCAGGAGAAAAGAAAGCCCUCUCUUUCCUCAGGAAUGUGUACGUGUUUUCCCUCUGGGCUGAAGUGUUGGAGUCCCUCUGGAGUUGGCCUUUCCUCUAGCAAAAGUGUUGUGCAAUAGUAGGGCUCUGUCCAUAGGAGAUGGGGUCUGACAGGGUACGUGUUUAGCCACCCUCCCACUGGUUUCCCCCUCCCCGACCAGCCAGUCCUCCCCACUGCGCAUGCACGCACGCUUGCGUUUUAAUUUCCAUCCCCCAUGUAAAUACGGGAGGAGCGCGGUGCCCAGCAAGCUGACCGCUCCAUGGGCACUGCCCUGCGCUCCCUGCCCUCCUGCACCCACAGGAGGAGCUGGCAGCUGCCACAGUCUUCUCUAUCCAAACAAAAUUAGGAGGUUGAUUUCCUCACCCUUGUUAUUUUUUUCAAGGUCUUUCAAGGACCUGGAAAUAAAUGAUUUCCUUGUCAUCUAGCCUGAGUCUUAUUUGCCUUGUCUUGUUUUGUUUCAUAAUGCUGCUAUUCUAACGUGGUCCCAUGAAUGUGUGCCCAGAGGGCAGGGGGCCGGCACAGCCUAGGCUGGCACAUUCCACACCGGGGCUGGCAGCUGGGCCAGGCAGGGUUCCCAGGGCAGGGUGCUGCUUCUCUGGCUCCUUCCCCUUUUUCACUGAAAUGCUCAUCAGAAAAAGCAUCUUCAUGAGCAAGAUCAGUUUUUUUUCUGGCUGAAUCUGAAGGAAAUGAUGAAAAAACAAUAUGCACUUGGCUUCCACCAUCUUUUCAGAAAAAGAAAGCUGGGCUGUGUUGUUAGCAGCUAUUUGAGGUGCUCGGCGUGUGCUCCAGGCAGCCUGCGGUGCCCACCUGCUGCUCUGCUCCCCCAGGAGCCACACAACACUGGGGGCUGGAGUCUGCAAGGCCACAGCUGGGCACAGGCUUCUUAGCACCAUCCUUGAAGGAAACUGCAUGCUAAAUGACAAAAGAAAGUCUGAUUAUGCAUCCUCAUCAUCAUCUUUUCUUAGCCAAUAGAGUACUUCAAUGUUCUUUAAAACAUGAACCUUUAGUGCUGUUUUCCUGAAGUCACAGACAGCCUCAUAGGUGUCCAGCUGCUCACUGACAAGCAUGGAGCCCGAUCAUGUUCUUCAUGUUCUUCCCAGCUUCAGUACCGCUGGGCAUCGAUAACAGGUUUUGUUGCCAUGACCCGUUCUCAUAUUGGUAAUGGCAUGUAUUAGUGCAGUGUUCAGUUAUCAGCUGCAGAAGAAAAAAAAAAAAAAAAAAAAAGAAAGAAAUUAAACCCAGUUUUAAUACUGAAAUGAUGUAAAUAAAUGACACUCCAUCCUGGCCACAGA